UUCUCCGGCAUCGUCAUCGGCUGCUUGCCGGCCGCAUCGCCGGUCAUCAGCCUCUCGCUCCGGCGCGGGGCCCCGGCACCGCUGGAUCUGCCGGACUUCGACGGGCCUACCCUCUCUGAUGGCUCGGCCGGCGGGGUGGACCCGGAUUCCCUGACCUACCCCCUGUGCCGGCGCCUGGUGGACGCCUGGCGGGAUGAUGUGUCCGAGGAGCAGAUCGCCGGGGCCCUGCGCCUGGCUUUCCGGCUGGACGCCCAGCGGGUCGAGGGCGCCGCCGGGGUGGCGCUGGCCGCCCUGUUGGCCGAUUCGCCGGCCGGGCGAUCGGCCAGCCAGGUGCCGACGUUCGCCGCGGACCCGGCCACCGGCCAGGGGGCCGCUCUGGCCCCCGGCAUGCGUGUGGCGGUCAUCCUCUGCGGGGGCAACAUCAGCGACGAGGUGUUCCGGGGCAUCGUCGGCCCGAGCGAAAUGUGA
Molecule: messenger RNA, 468 nt
Organism: Fonticula alba
Lineage: Eukaryota; Rotosphaerida; Fonticulaceae
Exons: 1
Source: RefSeq, a predicted model, not a curated record